UUUAAGGUACAGCAUGAAGACAAAGCAAAUAUGUUCAUGGAUGAUGGUGUGAGACGUGUGGAUUAUGUCCUUGUCUAUGUUGUGGAUACAGAUGAGGCAGAUGAAAGACAGAAGGAAAUGUGGAGGAAAAAUUUCCAAGGAUAUCUCGAGAAAGAAGGCCUUCAACUUGAGAUUUCAGCAAAAGAGGUGGGACUUUUGCCUAGAAGUAUUAAGCACAGGGUGUUUUAGAAAAUAUAAUUUAAUACAUUUGGUGCGUUUAAGAACAAGUUUCCUCUUCAUUUUCAUGACUUUUCAUGAUAUUCUAAAUAAUAAAUUUCUUAACAUAUCAAAGUUAAUCUGCUUUUGAUAGCUGUGGUAAUGCAGCCAUUACAUCUUCCAUGGGCGCAGGAAUCAUUUAAUUAAAGUUUUUAGUUGGUUCUAUUGUGUUCUAAGAUAGUUUUAAGAAAGGAAAGAUAAUUCUUUUAAAUUUGCAAAAGAUGCUAAAGCAAAGCAUUAAAAACAAUACAAAAAUAUUUUCUUUCUAAAAAAAAGUUAAAUAAAAGUAAUAUGGAAAUUGGCCUGAAAGUUCAUGAUUUAUAUCAACUAUAUUAUAAAUAAGGAUCUGGGGUGAUAAGCUGUGACUCAUUAAUGAAACAGUAAACAAGGAAUAUAAAGUCUAAUGAUCUUUUCGGAUUACAUAAUAUUUCUGAGCAUAAUCCACACUUGAAAUAUUCUUAAAAUUAUUCCAUUUAUUAUUUUUACUAUGAAAGACUUCUCCGUACAUAAUAGUUUGGUAUCUUUAUUAAAAUUUAAUCAUACAUUAUGAAGUCCAUGUUUAUGUUAUUUAACAAGCCAUUAAUUCAUUAAUUUCUUGGUCUUUAAAAAUAAAAAUAUAUUUUCUUCUUAUUUCAAAACAUCUCAGCUUGUAAAAUUUAAUUCUUAAAAAGCUUGGGACAAAAUCAUUUUAAUGAUCAAGUUAUUUACAUCUGAAAUUUUGAAAAUGAUAAAUGUAUGAUUUGUGUGUGGCCAUUGUCAUUUUUUUCAAUAGAAGAGACUAUUUAAAAGUUUAACAAUCCAUCUAUAAACAAGAUACCUCAGUUAAAUGGUUUCCCAUUCGUUACAUAGUUAUCUCCCAUUUCAUCCUGUCAUACUGGGUACCCAUUGGUUAAAUAUUUAGCUCCCAUUUCAUUAUGUUAUACUGGUUUCACAUUGUUUACAUAGCUGGUUCCCAUUUCAUCAUGUCAUACUGCUUUCCAUUGGUUACAUUUUUACAAUUUGUUCCUACGGCAUCAAAAUAACUUGGUGAAGGGAUAGGUGAUCAGUUAUUGUAGGCCAAACAAUAGAAGAAACUAUUGUAGGUGAGUUGGUUUGUCUUACUCUGAAUAUUAGAUACAGAGGGGAUCACUGUCUCCAGCAUGUGCUGUGUUCACUAGACACCCAGUUAUUUUACUUAAGUUUGGUUUUGUUCAGUUAUCUGUAUAUUAUUAUUAUUAUUAUUUUAAACAUGGUUAUUAAUUGGGCAUUUUUCAGGCAUGAAGCUUUCAAACAUAUGGCAGCCUUCGGAUAUGAAACUUUCAAUAUUUAUAAUGUUAAAAUGUACAUGAUAACUUUGCUAAUCUGCUGGCCCACUUAAUUCUUUAGUUUCUUAUUUUUUAAAGUUUGUUGCACCUGAUUGUAUUCAGAUAGCAAAUGGUGUUAGCUUCUCACUGAGAUAUCCAAUAACCUCGUUUAUUAGAGGUAGUAGAGAUUUUAUAAAAAAUAUAAAAGGAGACACUUUCCUGGGAAGUUUUUCACUUAAAAAUAUAUAUCUUGAAAUGUAUGUUGUGUAUUUAAAUCUUAGUUGGGUUGCAUGUUGUAAGAAGUGUAGCUGUUUCCCUUUACCUGUUUUGUGAUUUUGUUGGGUUUUUUUGUUGUUUUUUUAAUGGUUCCCCAUGUUUUAGUGAUGGCUUUUUUAUUUAAGCUGCACUGUAUUUUAUCUGAGAUAUGUAUAUAUAUAUUUAUCAGACUUGUAGUAAAUGGUCUACUUUUGUUGCUUCUUAACAAAAUAUUUUCAAUUAUGUCAAUAGCUGUAUUUACAGUCUACAAUUAAUGUACAAUUAAGCUUGUUUAAAGCUGUGGAUUUAUUGAAUUUAAGGGUUUUUUUUAUAUAACAAAUCUUACCCAACUAAUCAUCUGUUUAACCAAAGCUGGAUUUCCUUCAAUUUAUUUCAGAAUUAGAUUUUUUUUUACAAAUCAACUUAUAAAUUAUCUUUUUAAAAGCAACAAAAUACAUACCUUUUAUUGUUUUAAAAAUUUAUUUUGAUUUAUGUAUGUUUUGUUUAAUUUAAUAAUCACAUCAAAAGAUAUUUUAAUAGAACUUUACAAGAGCUGAAUAUUUUUUUAUAUAUGUUCAUGUUUUCUUUUAAAAACUAAUGUCAAUAUAUGUUUCCAUUGUGAAUUAUUUUUUAACCUUUCAAAAAUGGAAUGUUUAGAAAUUAAAGUAUUUUUUCUGCUAACAUUUAUUUUAUCCUUUAAUAUUUCUUCACUGAAACAUUGUCAUUUUUAAUUAUUUUUUUUUAGCUUUCAUGUAAAUGAGCAAAAAAGAGUUAAUGCAUUUAAAAUAUAUAAAAGUAAUGAGAGGAGGAGGUGCUUUUUAUUUUUCACUUCAAUUUGUUUUUCAUCAGACAUUUCACAUAAAAUAUUUUUUUUUAAUAAUUAACAAUUAUUUUUGUGUCUUUUUCCACAGAGUAGCAACAUAUUAGAUAAAAUUAAAGUUAGAAAUAUUUUUGCCAAAUGUUGUGCUAAACCACAGAGAAAGCAGGAUAAAAAGACCUAUUAUGUCAAAGUUCAUGCACCCUGGGAUGUGCUGGCCAAAUAUGCUGAGAUAACAAAUAUGAAAAUGCCUAUAGCAGUGAGUUAUUGCUGUUUUUUAACUGUUUAGUACAUGGGUUAAAAUUAAACCAAUGUAUUAAAAAGAGUAAAUCUCAAAACAUGAAUUUACAUAGUUUUUGUUUCUAGGAAAUUAGACAUAGAAAACAUUUGUCAACUUACUAUACAAAUGAGACUGGCAUUGGCUAUAUAUAAUUUAGAUUAUGUUUAUUAGUUUCAGCAAUAGUAACAUGUGUGCCUAAGACUAAGAAUGUUUGCCUCUCACCUAGGCUAGUCAUAAGUCUAGUUAUAGACAUUGCAGUAUGUUUCAGCUUAUAGAUUCUAUGCAUAUUUCAAAUAUUCAUACUUGUUCAGAGUGAAGACAUUAAUUUAAUUGUUACAACAUCUUUCAGGAUAAUGAUAUGGUUGCUAAAUUUGAAACAUGCUGGUCCAAGUGUCCAACACCAUUUGACCACAAAGGAGUACUCCCUGAAAUACCGGAUUACUUUACAGCUCCCUUUUCAAGAGCCAGGAUAGAUAAGUAGGUUAAAUUAUAUUUAAAUGUGUUGUUCUGCACAUCAUAUAAAAUUGCAGACAGAAACAUUUUAUAUGUGAACCAAUUUUUAUUAGGAUUGUUCUUAAUAUUCCCUGCAUAUUACUGAAUAGAUAUGUUAAAUAAACUUGUUUUAGGCUGUACUGAAUAGUCUUUUUGCUGUUUUCAUGAAACAGAAAAAUGCAUUUUUAUGAGAAAACAUAAAUCUUGCCAAAUAGCAUUUAAAAACUAUUUAAAUUUCUGUAAAGCAUUGUUUGCAGCCAUGAAUUUAAAAAAAAAACAUUUGUAGCUUUAGGACUUCUAAUAUAGACCAUUAGGAGUUUAUUGUGAAUUUUAAAAAGACAGAGUAGAUUUUGUGAACAAAAAAUAUUAUUUCAUAGCAUUCACUCAGUAUUCAUAGUGGGAUGUGAAAAGUUAGAGGGGAAUAUUAUGUUUAUUUUGCAGAAUUCUCCUUUAAAUUAAAUGUACAGCUAUAAUCAAAAUUCAAAUAUUUAGGCCUACUGGUUUAUACAUUCUACACAAAUUAGGUCUACAUUAAGCUUGAACUGCUACAAGUAAAUGAUUCAAGUGUAAAAUUAAUCUUUUUUUAUUUUUUUAAAUUCCUGAAAAUCUCUAAGUGAUCUUGAAAUAUCAAGUCUAAAAUAAUCUUGGGCAAUGCAAAUUUGAUAGAAUAAGUUAUUUAGAAUCAGUUAUUUAUUUAUUUCAUUAUUAGAUCACAGCCAAAAGCUCUCAACCCAUACUAUUAACUUGUCUACUAAUAAUUGAGUAAAAGCUGCUUAACAAUGAAAUUUCAACAAUUUUUUUUUCAUUUCUUAUGCACUUUGAAAAAUCAUAUUUUUUCAUUUCAUUUUUAAUAUUCAUGAGAAAAGAAUAUUCACAACUCAUUCAUAAUAUAUUCAAAAUGUUAUUAGAUACUUUUUCUUUUUCUUCACAAAAUACUUAUCAUUUGCACCUUUGUAAUGUUUUAAAAAAAAUUGUUUUUAUUUAAAUUAUAAUUCCUCUUUUCAUAUUAAUUUGCACCACUAUACUUCCAGAAGAGAGUAAGACUAGAAUCAUUAUGUCAUGGCAAUACAUUGUAGUUGUACUGCUGGACUGAAUUGCUAUGUUCUUUCUUUUGUAUAAAUCUUCUCUAUCCUUGUUUUCUCCUUUUUUUUAUUAUUUGUUAUACUUUAAAUAUUAUUCCUAAUAUCUUGUGAUUUUACUUUUCCAUAUAUAACAUCAAAUAACUUUAAAAACCUCAUUAUGUUCUAAAAGUAGUUAAAUUCAAUUCUAUUUCUAAAAGAUAAUAAUUUACUUUCAAUAUAUAUAGAGUAAAGGGCCUAUAUGAGUGUAAAAUUUAUAGUAAAGAAAUAAGAAAUAUUUUUUUAUAGUUUUGGAAUAUGUAGCAAUGGAUUUUUUUUUCCUAUUAUGACUAUUAGUCUGUUAUUUUAGCAGGAUGAUGUAUUGGGCAAAGUUAAUUAACAAUUCCUUUAAAUGCCCAGCUUCCCUUAAUACCAGGAUGGAAUGAUUCACUUUCAUUGACUCCUUUUCAUCACUGGGCCAUUUCAACACCAGCCGUUUCCUUGAUAAAGAUAUAAGAUUGGAACACAAAAGUGAUAAUAUAAAUUUAAAGGUGCUUAAAACAAGUAGAAUAUUCAAGAACAUAUAUAUAUUUAGCUUAAAUAGAUUUAACGAGUCUCUCAUAUACUAGAGGUGCUACAUAAAACCUGUAUGUCCUUGUGUAAUUAAGUGUCAUCUGUUUACAUCAAUGGUUGUACAAAAUAUACCCAAUGUAUAUGGGUUUUAUUUGGCCCAGCCUGUAUAUUCGAGAGUUGGAUGACACAAGUGAGGUCAGUUCAGCAUACAAUUUGCUUGUGGAUUAAGAAGAUAAACAGUCAGGGGAUCUGUGCUCGGGUCAUUUAUUUGCAAAACACCUCCAUAAUAUUGUUGCUCAUAAAAUCUUUGCUAUAAUUUAAAAAAGACAAAUAUAACUGUAACCUUAAAAUUUAAGCCAAAAACCACUCCAAUCAAAGUAGGGACUUUUGCCUUUAGUACUUUUGUUGGGAGGGAAGGAUUUUGUUGAGCAUCCUGGAUGCGUUUUAAAGUGUUAAAAAUAUCAAUUUUUAAAAUAACACAUUAAGUCCACUUCAAUAUCUCCACAAAAGUGAUUAUAUGGAAAAAAACAACAAAAACACACAAUCACUUACAUUUACAUGGAUAGAUUUUCUCAAAAUUUUUCAACUUUUAAAAUCAUCGGUGCACUUAAAAAAAUCACCUUUUCUAUAAAUAACUUUUUUAUAAAUGUUGGCGAAAUGGCUGUGCACAAAAUUGCCAACUGCAAAAUUGCCCUUUUAUGAAAUGGCCUGGGGGUGAAACAACUGAUGGCAAAUCAUCAUAGAUCCCCUUAAAACUACUUUUUUAUAGUACAAUUUAAUAUUUUAAACUUUAUAUAUUAAGGAUCUUUAAACUAAUAAAAAUGUUACAACUAUAAAGUUUUGUAUAUUUGACUUUUUCCAUGAUUCAAAUGCCAAUAUUUUUUUUUAAAUUUUCUGAUGAAUAUUUGUUUAUAUAUUGUAAUCCUUUUAUUUUUUUCCCAUUUUCUCUUGGCUUCUCUCUAUUAUGUAAUUUUUUUUAAAAAUGGUUAAGCUUUUGAGUUAAAGCAAUAUAAAAUAACAAUCUCCUUUAGAGCUAUAAAAAAAGCUAAAAGAAAAGUCUUAGUCUAUGAGGUUCCCAAAAGUAACAUCUACUAAAUGGGCCCAAUACUAAUAGCCGUGAACUACCUAAUUUAUAUAAGGAGAAGUAAAAAAGCUUGCAAUAAUUCAUCUUUUGAUAAAAAUGCAACCUUAAAUUAGGUUUGGCUUCAUAAUUCAAAAUGACUCUUGAGAUGCGGCAAAUUCACUUGCACCUUAAAUGGCUAUGCUACUUGUAACCUUCUAGUAUUGGUAGGAAAUCUAUCACCCACCCCUUUUACCUUUCUAGCUUGUCUGUAGGUGGUAUUAUAAUUAACUAAAUGGAAGUAAAUGUCAAAUCUUAAAGUAUUUUUAUUAACCACCCACCCCGCUUUUCAUGUUGAUUAACUUACUUAAACUGCAGGGUAAAUUAGUUCUAUAGCUAUUUAUUUGUAAAUUGUAUUCUCUCCCUUAUUGUUUGGACCUUACAUCCAGAUAUUGUACCGGUACAAAAAUUUUAAAUCUUGCUUAUUCAUCUUUGCAGCUAUCUCAUAUCUCUUUGCUUAAAUGCAACUGGUGAAAUUACAAGAUUUGUUCUUUUAUUAAAUGUAAAUUAUAAUUAAUUAAUUCUUGGAUAAACAUGGAUGUUUAAAGCUUUAAAAUCCUAAUGACAGACCUUUGUGGCAAAGACCAGAUGCAUGUAAUUCGAAUGAUUUAAAUGCUAUAGCCUAGAUGAGCUAAGAAGACAUAUCCAGAUAAAUUUGUAGAUUUGAAACAUGCCAGUAAGAUAGGGCCUUGUAAAAUAUUUAAUUAUACUGAAAAAGAGUUAAAAAAAAUCUUAUUUUUCUGCAAAUCUCAACUUCUCAACAGAGAUUUAACUUCUCUUGUCAUUCUCAAGAUGCUAGUUGUUUCCAAUAAUAUUAUAUAUAUAGCCUUGCAUUUAAAGAAAAACAUAAUAAAGAAUCAAUAUCUCCUGUACUUGUCGUUUUAUAAAAAUCUGAUAAAAUUGACAUUUUAUAUAUAUUGAAGAAAUAGAAAGAAGUCCUUAGUAAUUAAAAAAAUUAUGGCAAAGCAAAAAUGAAAUGUGCUGGAUGAAAUUAUUGGAUUUAUUACAUUUGUAAAAUAAUUUUAAAAGCUUUAUUGGUAUAAGACGCAAUUAAGAUAAAUAAUUAUUUUAAAAAUUUUUAAGAGAUCCAUCCAUGGGAUACAUUAAAAUAAUCUUUAUCCCAAUGUUGAUUAUUUGUCUAAUAACUUCCAAUUUUAGAUUUAUCAUUGGGGACAAGGACAAAUUUUUCUCACCUGCCCAGAGAAGCCUGCUGACCUACCAAAUCUUGUCUAGGGCAAUUUUGGAAGAUGUGGGUGAUCCAGCUAAGAAUAAGUUUGGUAAUUUUGACUUUAAUACAUUCACAGAGCCUAGAGCAUUAAGUAACUUUAAUUUUAAAGAAACAUAAAUUUGUUCUGCCAUUUUAGACAAGACAUUUUAUAAAACAUAAAUAUAAAUAUAGUAUAAAUGUGUUUUCAAAAGCUAUCCACCAAUAAUAAAUUUGAAACAAAUGUAGUUUGUUAAAAAACAAACAUUUUACUUGAUUUAGGCCUAUAUUAUCCAUAGGCUGUAAUUAAUAAAAGGUUUUUUGAUAUCUGUUUAUUUAGUGCUGUGAUUUUAGCCAUGGUGGUCCUAUGAAUUGACCUUUUUGUUUCGGUUAAAUAUCACACUCUAAAUAACUUGAAUUUUACAAAAUUAAAAACAGUUCGAUCAAUCUGCUUGGUAAACCUAUGUAUACACUUUGAUAAUUUUUGUUGAAAUAUUUUUCUAGGUAUCAAAAAUAUGCUAAAUAAUGGUGCUUAUGAUGCUGCCUUCCCACUCCAUGAGGUAAAAUUAUUUUUCCAUAAUUAAAAAAAAAAAUUAAAGAAAAGUUAAUAUUGUAAGGAACCUUGCUUACACUCCGACUAACUUCAUCUCUGGUACUCAAUAAGUAAACAACUCCGGUGAUACAUUUGAUGAGUAAACUCGUGUUCUUUAUUGGCUCUGUCACUUGCUUACACUUUCAUUCAUCUCACAGCUCUGACUGCCCUCCUCCUCCUCCGUCCUGUUCUCCCCCUCUCUCUGCUCUCUGUCCUUUUCUCCGUCACCAAUCUAACCGUCCCCUCUUAUAGGUCCACCAGCCAACCAAGGCGUCGCUAGAGAUUACUCCCCCUACCUUCUUAAGUCUUGAUUCAUCCGCUACGCGCCAAACACCUGGACUGAACUCUGCCGUGGGUUUUGCCCCUCAUCCCUGCCCGCUGCAUUCCUCGCCUUUUACCCCGCUCCGCUGACCUCCAUUGUGUUCCACGUCUUAAUUUAUGUGCUACCCGCCAAACACCUGGACUGAACUCUGCCGUGGGUUUUUCCCCUCACCCCGUCCACCUGGACUGAGGCUGAACUCUCUACAAUAUUGUGUCUUCUGUAAUCGUUAUUUUAGAAUGAGAUGUUUGAAUACUUAAAAAAUGUAUGAUCAUUAUUAGGCUUGUAAGAAAUUUCAUUUAUUUGGAAUCAACUAAGACUAAAUUCAUAUAACUUUAAAACCCAUCACUUAAAACUCCUGAAAAUAAUGUCUUUAUGCCAAAAAUACAAACAGCUGUAACAUAGUUUUCCAUGUUUCUCUUUAAAAGCAAUGUUUACUUUAUUUCUUAUAAUAUUUUAAAUGUUUCAGGGUGAGUACACCAGUCAACAUUCCCUACUGACAAGAGGGGCGGAGAAUCAAAGACAUGUACGAUUUUUACCUGAAUUUUGUUAAAUUUAACAUAUUUUUAAAAUUUGUAUUAUUGUACUACCUAAUCAAAACAUUUACCUGUUCUUGAUUCCACCAAAAAUACAUUUGAUUCUCUCCCCAAAGCCAUCUGAUAAAUAUCAAUUAGAAGUCAAUAAAAUUUUAUUUAAAUGGAUUGCAAUCAAGUGUCCUUAUAUAAAUAAUACCAACAUUCUACAAUAAAAGAGCCUGAACAGUAAAGUUAAAUACAGUCAUGAUAAGUUUUAAAAUAACUUGAUACAAAAAAAUGUUUUUGUUAAUACUGUCACUGUUAUAUUCACAGUUGUUAUAUGAAACAUGGGCCAAGCCAGGUGCAUGGUACAAGUUUCAACCUCUAGACCACAUCAGGUGAGGAUCUGGAAAGUUCUUGUAUUUUUUAAAUUUUAUCAUGUCAUGAUUAGAAAUAGAUAUUACUGAAAUCUUGAUAUAAAUAAGUAGAUUAUGUACCGUUCAAUAACAUCCAGUGAAGGAUCUAAAAGGCUAUUAACUUCUAGAUGGGCUAAUCAAUUGCUCUUUCAAAACCAUCACUCAUUUGUUUAUUGCCAACAUCCUACUGUAUUGCCAACAACCUAUUAAAUUGCAAACGUCCUAUUGUAUUGCCAACAUCCUAUUGUAUUGCCAACAACCUAUUGUCCGUAGAAGGAAACUGUAUGAAUCAUUGUUUUUCAUUUUGUAAAUAUCUGUAACAUAAUGACAGAGAGUGUGGGUGUGGUGGGUUUUUUUUAAUGAAUUUUUUAUGGUUCAGUAAUUUUAAAUGAUUGUAUCAUGAGUUUUUAAAUUUCUGUUCCAAUAAUUUAUCCUCAUGUAUCAGACUGUAUUUUGGAGAAAAAAUCAGCAUAUACUUUACAUGGCUUGGAUACUACACUGGUUUACUUAUCCCUGCUGGUCUUGUUGGUCUGGCUAUCUUUAUCUAUGGUUGUGCAAGGAUGCCCUUCAAUGAAGCCAGGUCAGAACACCCAUAUAUUUUGUCUUUCAUUAACAAAUGCUGUGCUGUAUGAUGUUUUUAAAAAUUUGAUUCAUUUUAAUAGACUGGUAGCUCAUAUUCAGUACUCUGUGUUAUGAGAAUCUGUAUUGAUGCUGGUACCAAACAGAAUUUAAUCCAGUAUGUUAGUUUAUAAUUUAGCCAUCUUAUAAUAAUUUAAACUGUCGGCUUUAUUGAUUUUUUUGAGUAUGCGCUUCUCUCUCUUUUAUGUUUUUAUUAAUGUGUUUACAAAAUUUUUUUGAUGCUGAAAUGUUUACAGCAAUGACAUUUGCUCUGACUCUGGUCCUGGCAACUUUACAAUGUGUCCCCUUUGUGAUGGCCGGUGUGAGUACUGGCGGCUCAAGACAUCUUGUAUAUAUUCAAGAGUUACCUAUCUUUUUGACAAUGAGGCUACAGUGGCUUUUGCUGCCUUCAUGGCUCUUUGGUGUAAGUUAAUGAUUUUAAAGUUGUUUUCUCUUUUAAAUAAGAUGAAUUUAUUCAAGAGUUGUUUUUUGAGGAAAAAGAAAUUAAGUAUAAAUCUUAAUUUUCCAUAUUUUAGUUUAAUAAUAAAUAAAAUUAAUAUUUAACAUCUGCCUAUUACUUUUUCUUUAAAAUAUGAAAAUUAGCAUUUGAUUGUUUAAGUUUUCUUAAUUUUAUAAUCAUACUAAGCACAUGAUAAACUGUUUUGAGCUUUGGAGACCUUUAUUACUUGGCUAUCAGCUGUUUUAUUUCCUCAUAAUAUUAGCCACAGUUUUUCAUGAAAUGUGGAAGAGAAGAGCAGCAGAAAUUGAAUAUGAUUGGGAUGUGGCAGACUUUGAGGAAGAGGUAGAGAAAUUUAAAUGAGUCUUUCUUUAUUUGUUUGUGCUUAUUUUUCAGAUUUUAAAAUAAAAUUAUUUUCUUUUUUUGUGUGGAUAUUUUAUUGAGUAGCUUUCUUUACUUCAAGAAUAAUAGUAUUAUUUUACAUUUAUUUUCUGUUUAGACAUUGAAAUUUUAAAUAUUUGUCAAACAUAAACAUAAUUUGAGUGGAUCAUGCUAAUAGAUUUUUAGAAAUGUUAAAUUUGAAACCAACAAACCCAACAGUGAGAUACUAUAGUAGACUGCUUUAGAUCCAUUGAAUGAAAUAUUAAAACAGUUUAUAUGGGAUAGUGGUAGCUUGAAUAACAAAUUACUCAUAUAUAACAAGUUACUGUAGUUGUCUCUUAACAAUAACUAAUAUAAUAAAACCAAAUGAAUUCUAUGACCUAUUGAAAGCACACUACAUUUUUUCCUUUGAGUACAUUCACUAUUAUUUUACACAGUAAUGUCCCUUUCUAUUUGAUGUUUGUCAUCAUUUUGGAGAAUAGCAGUAUUGAAUUUGAAAUAUUUAAAACUUAAUUUUAAAAAAUUUUAACAAUUUUUCAGGAAACUAUCAGACCUGAGUAUGAGGCCUCUGUGAGACGAAGAAAAGUUAAUCCAGUCACCAAGGUAAACAAUGUUUUCAAAGUUUAAACUCAAUAAACAGAGUAUGUAAAUAAUUUAAUUUUUUAGUUUAGUAGCCACAGAAACGUUAUACUACAUAACACAUUAAUGGGAUAGGUGCUUGCAUGGUUUCAGAGUUUUUAAGAAACACUUUGCAGUUAAUGGGUAUAUGAAAAGUAACAAUUACUAAUUAAUGUUUACAUAUGCAUGUUUUUAUUGGGGUUUAGGAAAGCCCUUUGUUUGGGUGUAUUUUAAAUGCAAUUUUUGUUCCUUUAAAUUAGAUUUAGUUUUAGUACAGUUAUUAAGCCUACUACUACCAUCAGAUGUUCACCAUAUUGUUUUUUGACACAAGUAGAUUAGAUAAUGUAACUUGAAAUAUAAAUGUUACACGCAACAGUACUAAUAUUAUGCAAAAUAGUGCUCAGCUAAAAAAUACAUGGAGCAUACAUAUUAUUUGUAUCUAGGUGAACAUUAUUUUAAAUAUUAAAAUUAUUGAUUUUCAAUUUGUUUUAUAUUGUUAUUUCUGUCGCAAUGGUUUCUCUAGGUAAAACUUUACCAGUUUAAAUUAAUCAAUAUUAUGAGGUUUAGGAAACUCCACCGCUACAUAACUCGGUGUAGUUUUAGAAGCUUCCUAACAAAUCAGUGAUCAGAGUCAAAGUUGUCAGCUCUUAGUGACAUUAAAAGGCCAUUGUGGCCAAGGUCGUAUUGUCUUAUGCCAUUCAUUUCAUACUUUCUCUUUUGAAAACUGGACCAUAUGCAUUGGUCUGCAUCUUUUUAAUUUUUUUGUUAAGUUAAUUAUUUAGAUUCAAGAAAAACUUGGCACUGAUUUGAAAAGACAUAAUUUGUCUUCUUUAUAUGUGUUUUUAAACAUCUGAUAACCAGUUAGUGUCCUAACAUGGGGCCAUGCAUUCCAUUUUUAUUGCAAAAACCAAAUGUCAUUUUCAAAAUAAAUAGAACGACAACAGGCACAUUGUGGAGCUUGAGGUAGGCCUAAUAUUUCCGUUUUCUGAUUUGACAGCUGCUGUCCUGUCACUGCUAGUAUUUAAUUUGUUUUACCCCAUGUCUUUUAAAGAAUAUUUCUGUCUAAAACCUUACAUUCUCAGAGUUGUUAUGCUGUGAACAAUUGUUGGUGGAAAAGUAUUUGUUGAAAUAUUUCUUCAAGUAUACAUGAUCUUCAACACAGUUGGCCGACCAAUCUUAAAUGUUUAUUUAUCAUAUUUGAACUCUAGAUAUUUCUAAUUCAGCAGUAACUCUAUAACCUACGAUCCAUUAGAAACAGGAGAUGACGUAUGAAAUUUUCAUUAAAGAUGAUUAAUGUUAUGUAAUGUUAUAUCUAGUGGAUAUACAUAAUUUUAAUAUUUAAAAUCUUCCUCAUUUAGAGAAACCAGUUUUUACUAUAGUCUGCUUCAAUAAUAAUUGAACAAAUUACAAACUUAAACAUUGAAUAACCAGUAUAUUUAAAUUUAACCUAGUGAUUACAAUAUUUUAGUGUUGUCACCAAUUUUAAAGCUUCAUGGGGUAUAGGUAAUUUUUAUUCUGGUCCAUUUUUAAAAGUAGAGUUUCAAAAUUAGUAAAUGAUUAUUUCUAAGAUUCCUUAUUUAGAAAACCAUACACAUGUCAAAUAUUGCAUGUGGCUUUACUCCCAAAAAAUCAGGUUUGCUUUUUUUUUUUGUUUAAAAUUCAUAUCAAUGACUUCUUAGCAGAUAAUGUGUAGAACAAUUUUUGAAUUAUUUUGGAUCCCAAAAUACACAACAUUUCUACUAUUUGCUUUCCAGAAACAUGUUCACAUCCUUGUUAAAAAAUUAAACUUAUUGCAUAAGAAUUUGAUGAUCUAUCAGUUCUACUUUAUCCUGAAGUCUGUUAGUUUUCCUUUCAUGUGUUUAUUUACCUCACAGUAUUCAUGAGGAUGAAAAUGCACUGAUUUCUAGAAAAAAUAUCAAAACUGAAUAUUAGAUUUAAUUUGUCUGUGUCUUUUAAGUUUCAAUAUACUGAUGUGCUAUAUUUCUAAAUAUUUUAAUGUAAGCUAUUUUUUACUUACUUUGGGGAGAAAAAAAUAAUGCAUUUCAGUUAAUUUCAGAUGUUAUGAAAGUAUUAUUUAGUUUAUGACAAUGUGUGUGCUGAUAUGUUGCAUAGAUUAUCUAAGGUAACACUUCGGAUUAAAUAGACCGUGGCUCAGAUUGAAAAUUUGGAUUUAUUUUAUCAAUUAUAUAAAAUGAUAAAAAUAUUUGUAAUUUUAAAAAAAUAACUGUAGACUGUUUUAUUCUCUGUAAAUAUAUGUUUUAUUUUGUCAAGUAAUUAGAUGCUCAGAUGAGUUUAUAGUGAUACAUCCUUCUAUAUGCAUGAAUAAUUGUGAUAUGUUUCCCUGAUAUACAUAUAUUUUUUUAAAUUUUGUGUUACUACAAUAAGUUUGUAGCUAUCUUAAUUAGUCACAAACAUAAUCUGGAAUACAAAUUUUUUUUAGCUAUCAAAAUUUUUUGUGAUAAUUCUAUCCUUUAAAUGUUGUAAUUUUGGGGGAAUGGAUCAAAAUACAAAAUAGGGUGACGUCUUUUGUGGAUAUACUCAUUCAACUUAAUCUUAUUAUAUUUAUAAAUUGUGGAAGAACACUUUAAUACAACUUCAUGAUAUUUCAGGAAAAUACAGUCAUUAAAUUCAUCUUGCUUUCUUUUUAUUAUUACAGAAUGGACCCGUAAGAGAUUGAUUAUUAUCUGAAAUAAAUUGUUCUAAAUAAAAAAUAGUGCCAGUCCCCUGCAUGCAUAUACUAUUUAAAAUAAAUUUUUAGCUUCAUUAAAAUAUUCUGCAAAACAAAGAAUAAAAUAUAUAAAUUUGGAAUAAAGUGUGCCUGCUGUUUCCAACAUCAAUUUUAUUAUCAAUGUUUGACAUGUCAGAAUUUAAUAAAAUAACCAACAGUUUCCAUAUCAUUUUUGAAAGGACUUGGAAAACUAAGUUAUCAAUUUUCUAAUGUAUUGUAUGCUUAUCCCUGCUUUUUUUAAAUCCUGAAAUUCCCUCCCUUGUAUUUAGACAAUGCUAAGCAAUUUUUUUCAGACAAAUUUGUAUUGCCAAAAAUUAUAUAUUUUAAAACAUUUUGAAUUUCCAGAUGUCUCCAUGGUUUAAGAAAUUCAUUUUCGAGAGCAUAUUAUGAAUAAAAAAUUAAAUAUUCCUCUUAUAUGUCUCAUUUAGUGUACCGGUAUGUUUGAUUAGAAGGAUCAAAGUAAACGUUAUAAUUAUAACUUUUGCUCUCUAUUCCAUGUGGUCUUCUUGGGGUGGAAAAUUUAAAUUAAGAAAAAAAACUAUUUUUAAUUCCAUAAAUUUUAGAAGCAAAGGUCAUGCAACUGAAGUUUGAUUCUGUCCUAUUAAAACAAAAAAAAAACUUUCUUUACCUUGUGUUUAUUUACCCUAUUUUUUUAUCUUCAUAAAUUAUUUUAUUUUAUUUUCAAAAGAACAACCCAUUUUUUAGGAAAAAACAAUAUUGAUAUUUAGUAAACUUAUAGUUAAAAUUUUAAAAAUUAAAUUGUCUUAUAUCAUAUUUUAGUGUAACAGAUCAACGUUUAUUAAAAUUUUUUAAAUUUCUACUUUUAAUGAAAGAUCAUUAGCAAUUCUACUAGCUGUAUGUUACAAAGGGGCCUUAUAUUGUACUCCAGGAAAUCAACAUGUUAAAUUAAAAAUAACCUACGCUAUAUUAUGGUUACAACUUUAUAGUUCUAAAACAUGUUUAAAAUCAGCUUUGGAAAACAAAGUUAUAAAGCUGAGUAUUGGCUGAUUGAUAUUGAAAGUAGAAAAAAAAAACGGGUGAUAGAUAAAAGAACAACUUAGAAUCUUCUUAUUUAAACUAUAAAUUAAUUUCAAAGUCCCUUAUCAACAGCAGCAAGUGCAAUUGUAGCAUGAUGCCAAAAGGAUGCCACUGAUCUACAAUGCUUAAUUGUGCACCUAUUAUUACUAUUACAUAGUAGUAGACUUAUAAUUUUAUUCAAAGCACACCAUAUUAAAAAUAUAUUGAAUAUUUCAACUUUAAAUUUACAAUCAUGUCUACUUAUCAUAGGAUCAUUAUUUUAUUAUUUAUAAAAUAUAUUUUAGGGUCUUUUGUUAGACUUUUUUUUACAAACAGCCGAAUUUGUAAUAGAUUCUUAUGGCAAUAAAAUGUGCAUAUUUAUUAUUAAUUUGACAAAACACAAUCAAAGCUUUUGUUUCUUAGACCCCAGUGCUUUAUUUAAAACAUCUCCUUUUAUUUUUAAUUAAGUUACCAAAAUAUAAAUAAUUUUUUGUAGCUGAUUCCAGAUAUGAUAAUAUUGACGUUUGAUACAAAUAUAGUACGCACAAUGUUAAUGCAAACUGAACUUUCUGAAUAGAAUUGAAAUUCAAAUCUUUUCUUUUGCUUUGAUUAAGAGGUUAUGCCUAAAUUAUGGAAGUCAGUAUUUAAUGAAAGAUCUUGAACAUCUCAUUGCCAGGUUUAUGAAGCUUCAAAUAGUUUAUAUAAAGGCAACAUGGAUUAUUCUUUAUCUAAUGGUCCACAAAAUAGACAGAGAAUGAAAUACUAUUUAAAAUUAAGUUCUUAGAACUCUGUUUAAUGACGUAUUAGUAAUUUUUACAGUUAUCAAUACAUUAAACUCCAUCCCUAUUAAUAAUAAAAAGUUUUUUUUUUACUUUUAAAAAAUAUUAUAACCAAAAAAAUUCAAAGUUACUAAAAAUGCAAAGAUAAUAAUAGGGGGAAAUGUACAGGUAUUAAGACUUUCUAUUUAUAUUUUUACUAUCCACAACAGUAUCUAAUCUUAAACUAUGUGCUUGUGUUUUUAAAAAAAGAAGAAAUUAUUUAUUUUUCAGGCAGAAGAACCACGGCUAAGUUUUUCCUCUCGUGUGGUGCGCAUUUUUUCAUCCCUGUGGGUUGUCUUAUUUAUGGUGAGAUUUUUCAAUCUAUUUCAUGAUAUUAGAAUAAAUUAUAUAUCAUUGAAUAUCGUAGAAAUUAGUUUUUAACUUUUUGAUAAAGAAAGUUAGAAGCUGUGAAAGAAACAUUGUAAUUGUAGGUGAUAAAUAUUUAUUAUUUUCUUUUUUAAAAUUUAACUUCAAAGACCCUUAAGUUAAUGGUUAAGUUUCAAUUAUUAAUUUUUAUUAGAGUUAUAUAAUCUUGAUUUGUAAAGUUAAAAUAAGGCCUAUCACUUCUAAAUAAAAAAUGUUUGCUACUUUAAAAAUAUUACACUAAAAUAAUUUUAUUAAUUACAUUUUAACUAUUUUAGCAUUAUUUUAAAAUUUUUGUCAUUUUAUUAUUUUUUGUGGGUUUUGUUUUUGGGGGUAAAAUCACUACAUUCGAAAAAAGUUUGUAAAUCACCUUGAAAUACAGAUUUGGCUCUUUAUUACAUUUAGUAUUCAUGUUUCUCUUAACAGCUGUGUAUUGUGCUGGCAGCUGUGUUUGGUGUCAUUGUGUACCGCAUGACAGUCUCAGCAAUCUUGUAUGCAGUUGAUCAGCACACAAUAAAGCAAAGGGCUGGCAUUAUAACAUCCAUCACAGCUUCCCUUAUUAAUCUGAUUAUCAUCAUUCUGCUGGGAAAGGUCUAUCAGUUCAUUGCCCAGGUAUUGACAAACUUUGGUAAGUCCAACUAAUAUGGUUCUAAGGCAAAUUUAAGGUACAACUAUAUCAUUAUCAUUAAUCAUUUACCCUCUUCAGUGGGAUAGGAAGAGGGUUGCAUAGAGGGUGAUCUGCCCCAGGCGGCACUUUUUAACAACUCUGGAUUUUGUACAAGGUUUUUAAAGUUGGUAGAAAGCAUUUUUUUUUAAUGUUUCUCUAAAAUUAUGGUUAACCUCCUUAAAUGAGAAGAAAGAUUAGCAAAAAUGGAAUCUGUUAUCUAAUUCAAAACAAACAUUAGUGUACAAAAUUGUUGUACCUUGAUGACUUGUGUUAACAUAUGAAUGAAACAACAGAAAUAAGACAGGAAAAGGAGAAAAUAGUUCAGUAGUGUUAGCAAAUUGAUACAUUUUUUUCAUUGCUUAGGGAGCAAGUUCAUCAUAAAAUAAUGCAAUAAAUAAACUUUUCACUUAUGGAGAAUAGAAAUUAAAUCAACUCUAAAAAAUAUUCAUCUCUGAUCAUGGUGCAUGAAAAAUGGGACAAAUUUUGUAUUUGGAUUUAAAUAAUGCUUCCAAACAUAAGUAAAAAAAUAUUAAAUUUUUUAAAUUUGAAAAGCUCUGUCCCAGACGUUGAUCAAUUCUCAAGUUGAUUUUUAAGGUUUAAAUAAAGUGAAAAGAAAUUUCAUCAUCAUUAUGAGAUUAUAAAGCAUGUAUAUUCCAAUGAACCAAUAAUUUCAUAUGAAAUUAAUUUUUGUACUUAAUAGACUAGCAUUAUUGUUUCCUUGACAAAAAGGGAACCAUUAUAGUUAUUAGUGCCCUAUAAUUUAUUUUUGACUUUCAGAAACCCACAGGACAUUGACAGAAUGGGAAGACAGCUUCACACUAAAAAUGUUUCUGUUUCAAUUUGUGAAUCACUUUGCCUCACUAUUUUACAUUGCAUUUUUCAAAGGGAGGUGAGUACCACUGUUUUUUUCAAUGAAAUCAAACAAUCAGAAUGGCUAAAGAUAAAUAAUUUUCAAUCAAUAAGAUAAAAUACAUAUUUUUUUUAACAUCACUAGAAUUUUGUAUUCAGUUUUUUUUAAUCUAUCCCAAUUUUAUAGACUUGUUGGUCGCCCAGGACAAUACAACAGGGAUAUAAAUAAUUCAAGACAAGAGGAGGUACAUUUUCCUAAAAAUAGAAUAGGCCUACUAUUUUUUUGUAAAGUUAAUUAAAAAUUUUCAAGCAAUUUUUUUUAAAAUUAUGAUUUUAAGACAUUGUUAUUUCUUUUAAAUAUCUGAUCUCAACAUCUACAUAUUCUCUUUCUAAGUGUGAUCCAUCAGGCUGCUUCAUAGAACUCUGUAUCCAGUUGGCCAUUAUUAUGGUGGGAAAACAAGCAUUCAAUAACUUUAAGGAAGUUAUUUUUCCGUAAGUUGAAGUUAGUUGCUGUUAUCAAAUGAAACUAUAAUACUUGCUCAUUAUUAGAAACUUUUGAAUGUUACAAAAAAAAAUUCAAGCUUUUCUAAUAGCAUUUGACUGUUUUGUAUUUUAUAUUUCGUUCAUCAUAAUUAUUAUUUUUUGAGGAUUGCAAUUUUUUAAUAAAAUAUUAAUUUCAUUCUAAUUUAUCAAACAAAUUUAAUCAUGCAUCUACUAAAAAUUUUAUAACAAAGCAAAGAAUUGAGGGUUUCUAUGACCUGGGCUAAAUUAUCUCAUAUUUAGAAAAGUCAUGAACUGGAUCAAAUCCCGCAAAAUGAAAGAAAUCGAGAAGAAAAAGCAUGAAAAAGUUUCACAAUGGGAAAAAGAUUAUGCCAUGGACACUAUGCCAGACCUUGGAUUAUUUGAUGAGUAUUUGGAAAUGGGUAAGUUUAAGUUACAAAGUAGUGUGUGAAAACCAUUUAUUUCCUUGGACUUAUUGAGUUUGCUUUCAAAGAUAAAAAUAUUUAAAUUAAAAUUACAGCCAAAGAUCAAUGCUGAAUCUCAUUUAUUUUAAAAACUGAAUAUCCUUGGUACACCAAAUAGAGAUAAAAUUUCUUAUGAGAUUUGUAAGUACAUUUUUACUUAAAAUUGAAAAGAAUUUUUGCAAUUCAAUUUUUAUUUAUUUGUACGAAACAUUCGUGAAAAAAUGAUUCAUGACAAAUUACCUUUAAAAAAUGUUUAAAUUAACCAUUAAAAAAACUACAAUUUAAGGUUUAAGCAAUGAGGGUGGCUCAAAGUAUGAGGAUAAUUUUAAAUUACUGGUGACCCACCAUUUGAUCAUUUUCACCAGGUAAGUGAUUUAUUUAACCUGAAAAUCGUGACUUUAUUUCUUAUGCAUCUUUCUACAGUGAUUCAAUACGGAUUUGUCACAAUAUUUGUAGCAGCAUUUCCGCUAGCCCCACUGUUUGCUCUUAUUAACAAUGUUGUGGAGAUAAGACUAGAUGCCUACAAGUUUGUCACACAGUGGAGGCGACCUCUAGCCAUGAGGGCUCAAGAUAUUGGUGAGUUUGGAUUUAUUUAUUAUUCAAAACUUCUUUAAUGUAGGUAUGUUACAGAAAGCAUCUUUAUCCCUUGCAUUUUAUAUUAAACUUUUGAAGAUAUAGAAAUAUAAUCAUUCUACUUGCAAUUUCACAGGUAUAUGGUUUGGAAUUUUGCAAGGAAUCUCAAAAGUGGCAGUCCUAUCUAAUGUAGGUUUUAUAUUUCUCGUUAAAUUAAAUUAUUACUAUUCAUGCGUUUUUCAUUUAAAAGUAUAAAAUACUUGUGGUUAAUUGUAAAAUAGUAUAAAAGGCUAAAACUUUUUCCUCCAGUGUUCCAUUUAUGGCAUUUGCUUAUAUAUUUUUUUCUAUCCCAAAGGCUGUCAUCAUAGCAUUCACCUCAGAAUUCGUCCCAAAACUUGUUUACCAAUAUGUAUACAGCAGAAAUCAGAACCUUGAUGGCUAUCUUACUUUUAGCCUUUCAACAUUCAAUGUUUCUGACUUUGAAAAAGAGAGUCUUCCAAAUUCUUAUGAUGUUAAGGAAUUUGGGAAUGUGACUCACUGCAGGUUAGUACGGUCAAUUUUAAGUCUUUCAAAGUUAUUUCAAGAAAAAUGUUGAGAAACAUUGUUGAGGGUGAUAUGAGGGAUAUCUCAUAACUUUAUAAGGCUAUACAAAAUUGCAUUUUUCACUUAAAUAUUUCAUAGAAGAAAGUGAUGUUUCAAUUGAUGAUAUCUCAUUUUGUUACACCCAAAAUUGUGUAAAACUGUUAAUAUAUUAGGCCCUAGUGAUAAUUAUUUAAAAUAUAUCAUAAGUCAUGCCUUGCAUUUUAAUGAAUGGAUAAAGAUUCUUUUUACUUUAUUAUUUCUGGAUAAAUCCUAAAAUCAGACUAAUUUUAUAGUACAAGGACUGUUUAUUAACUUAGUAUAAAAGGGAGCGUAUUACAGACAUAUGAUGGAAAAGGCAAGUUUGAAUGAAUUUGUAAAUAGAAAAAGAUGAAACAAAACUAGAAAUGUUUUAGGGAAAAUGCCUUCUUUAUGGAGGAACCAAAACAAAGUGCACAAAGUAGUUUCCAUUCUUAAAAUUAGAAAGAAAUAAUAAAUGUGAAACAAAGUAUGGGAAAACCUGUAAAUAGGAUGCAAUAAAACAAUGAAUGUGUCUGCAAGAAGCAAUCUCCAGCGAACAAACAACCAGUAAUAAAAAUAUAUAAAUGCAAAUAAACACGUAGCUGAAAUGUAUCCUAGGGGACAUCAAGAGGAAAGUAUUCUGCUCUACAAAAUUAUUGAAGAAGGAAUGUGGAGAAAGAGUGAAAUAUUUGUUAAAUACCAUUCAUGUUAGGCCAUACAUGUUUUAAGAAGGAUAGACUGAUGUCUCUGUAUCAGAUAUCAAAAGCUGAGGUUUUAUUAGCCUAUGGAAAAGGCUUUUAUAAGUUAUUUCAGAUUAUAGUUUCGCAUUUAAAAACUCAUUCAAGAUGUAGUGGUGUUAGUAGUUAAUCUUAUAGGGAUGCAGGGUAGGGGGCCUUCCACUAAUAGUCUUUCAGAAAGAGCAAGGUCUUUAAUGUAAGUUGAAUCAUUAGUAUUUUAAGUUAUAUUAAUAAGACACGAACAAAUUGUGUCAAUAGAACAAUAUGAGUUAGCUUUAAUAAUAAUUGUACAUUAUACAGAAUUAAACGUUUCGGCACAUGCCUUCAUCAGUACAAACAAACACAACACAUUUAAAUAAGUAUAAAUUAAAUUUACAUAAUGUCAAUAUAUAUAUNUAUACUUAUUUAAAUGUGUUGUGUUUGUUUGUACUGAUGAAGGCAUGUGCCGAAACGUUUAAUUCUGUAUAAUGUACAAUUAUUAUUAAAGCUAACUCAUAUUGUUCUAUUGACACAAUUUGUUCGUGUCUUAUUAAUAUAUUUUAAAGCUUUAUUGCAGUCCAACACUUUUUAUAGUAUUUUAAGACAAGGUGCAUUUUUUAUUUUUUGAGUGUAACAAGUUCAAAAUCAUAGUUACACCACUUCUGAAGAUUACUUCCUAUACUUCAUGUCUGAUGCUUUUUUAUAUAUAUAUCUACUCAUUAUAAUUUUUUAAAUAAAAUAAUUAGUACGUAUUAAUAAAAGAUUUGUUAAAUUAAGAAUGAAAAAAUAAAUGAGAGCUUUUUUAAAAAAAACUUUUAAACUUAUGAGUGCUUUUGUCGUUUUUUCUCUAAUGUCAGAUAUCGAGAUUACAGAAGUUCAGAUAGCCCUUAUGAUUUAACUCUGCAGUACUGGCAUAUUCUUUCAAUAAGGCUGGCUUUCAUACUUAUCUUUGUGGUAAGACCUUAUUAGUUUUUCUUUUUGUUUCACAUGCAUACAGGUACUUAAUAUAACCCAUGUAAUGUUUUUAUGAGGAUAAUGAUAUAGUUAAAAAAUUAUAAUUAUGGUAUACAAUGUAUGAAUAUGAUCAACAACUUUUUUCACAUAUGUUUUCAGCUAUUUGUCUGGAUACUUUCCUGGUUGAUUGGUUACAUGGUACCCGAUAUCCCUCGAGCUGUUAAACUACAGAUACUGAGAGAAAAAUAUUUAGCCAGAGAAUCAAUCCUGGAGUCGAAUUCUAUGAAUAAAAAUACAAGCAUUCCUUCAAGACACUCAGACAAUGAAAAUGGGACAACAAAAAAUGGUGUGAGAGAAAGAAAUAUAGAUAAAUCACAUCCUCUAUACUAAAAGAGCAUUGAACGACAAACAUAAAGUGACAAAAACUGUAUUGAAGUUCAAAUUGUAUAAUAUUACAGCUAGCCAUAUAGUUUUAAACUCGUUUUGGGGAAAUUUAUAAUAGCUCAAAAACUGAUAUAUUUUAUAAGGUAUAAAUUAAUUUUUCAUAAAAAAAACUCCUUGAAAGCACAAAUAAGUAAUAACUGUAGUUUCAUAAUAAUGUGUGAUGGGAUCUUUUCCCUAAAAUUAGUAGGCUACAUCUAAAUAUUAGUUUGUUAUAACUUUUUCAAAAUUAAAACCUGGAAUCACAUAUGCCUUAAAUUGUUGCUUUGUAUAAUAUAUAUUUUUUUUAGGACAGUAGAUCUUUGUGGACAACUCUUGAUACUUAAUGUUACACAAACAACUCUUUCAUGUUACAAAGCUUGUUCAUGGAUACAUAAAUCCUGCUGGAGUCCUAAGAAAAGUUUCUAGGUGAUGCCAAAUGUCUGUAGGCUUAUUGCACCCCCUCAGUGCGUGAUUAGCCACAAAAAUAAUUUCUAACUAGGGCUUAACCGAGUGCAGUUUUUUUACACUGGGUCCGGUUAUUUUGAGAUAAUACCCUGUUGGUUGAAGUGUUGCCAAAAAAAGUUAACUUCUCAUUUUCUAUAAUAUAUGCUGCCCUUUAAACAAUAGUCCUACCAACAGUCCUACACCCUAUUCACCGGCCUUAAAAUAAUAUUCUUACAGACAGUCCCACACCCUAAAAUUUAAAGCAAUAGUCUUACAGACAGUCCUAUACCAUUCCUGUGGCUCUUUAUAGAUUAAUAUAAAAUUUGCCUCCCCCUAAAGAAAAAAUCAACCUGAACAGAGAGUUCAGACGCAUGAAAGCUCACUGUGGGAGUUUUUUUUUUCUCACUCAGUACUAUUAAUAUAAAAGUUGUGGGGAGCGCAGGUUGUGAAGAGGAAGUAGGACACACUAGAAGCAAAAUAUUUAUAAGAGAUGCCGGUAUGAGUCAUUUAGUGCCCAGUUCAGUCAUGCUGCCAUGGGGCAGCUUGUAACAUUUCUACAAGGAAGGUUGCUUACAUGUCAGGUAUUUUAAAAUUUGCUCAUUAUUCCUUCUUGACAGGCUGUAAACAAAUACUAUUGUGUCACCAGAUAUUUUUCUAUUAAUAUAUCCAAGCUUCAUACAAUGUUUACUUCACAGAUUUAUUUGUGGAAUUAAUACAUAAAUUAACAACCUGUUCUUGAUUAUCUUAAGCUUUCAAAAAAUGUAAUACUUGGUCAAUGAUUUGUGUUAUUUUAGUUUUAAAAUAUACUACCGGUACAUGUUAAAUGUGUUGCUUGAAAAAACAAAUCAUACUAAUAUUACUAAUAAUAGUAUUUGAAACACACACACCAAUGUGGAUAACUGAUAAAACUACCGGUGCUAAAAAUAAAAUAAACUUUAUUUAAAAAGAAGACAAUAUUUUAAAAUGUUAUGUACUUUCUUGUGUAUUGUAGUUUUACACCCCUUUAAAAAUAAUUAUUCUCAGUGAUUAUAAAUUUUACCAUUGUUAUAACUAGGUAUUUAAAUAUUUUACUUGUAAAAAGCUGUGUUCUCUAUAAAUAAGCAUGUUUUCUACAGUUAUGUGACUGGAAUAACAGCUCCAAAGCAUUUAUACCUGUCCUAUUCUUUUAAAUACUGUGGUUGAUUUGAUCUGAUCUCUUUGAUUUCUUGGCUGAACACCAAUAGUGUUUCACAAGGAAUGUCUCUGAUACUGAAUUCAAAAAUUUAAGCUCUCCCUGCUUGGGUCCAAUUUUUAUUUUGUUUUAACCUGUGAUUAUAUAUCCAGCUUUCUUAACAUCAUAAUUUACAAUAAGUGCAAUGUCUGAUUUUUUUUCAUUAAUUUUUCUUAAAUAUUUUAGACCAGCAGUUUUCAGCCAGUUUGGAAAAUUUUUACUAAAAAGUAUCUGACAUAAGAAAGUUUAUCUCACUGCUCUAAAUCGUACCACCUAAAUAGUGUGGAAAAUUUGAUGUUGUAAGAUAAAAAAAAAAUUGAAAAUUGCUGUUAAACAUUUUUACUCUAUGAGAGUCUAUGUCUGCCUUACUUAAAAACUUACCACUUAUUUCAUCUAAAUCUAAAAUUCUGUGAUAUUCUGUGUCAAAUUAAUAUCUAAAUGAAACUGUUUUACAACUUGUCUCAUCUAUUAUUUUAUUUUAUGUAAAACUUUAUCAAAUAUUUAUUAUGCAACUCUUAAUAGUAAUAUUUGUUUAAUUUAUUUUUUUUAAUAAUUGAUCAGAAACUUUUUAUUUUUUUUUAUGAUGUAUGGAUUAGAAGCUGUGAGUCUGUAAUUGUGGGUAUUUGUUACUCUAUAGUAAGUGUAUUCUACCUACACACAUUUUCUUUGAACUGGUUCAAUUUACAGAAACGUCUGUAAAUAUAAGUAAUAAAAUUCAAUUAUUUUUUUAAAUUUUAUAAGUAUUAUAUUAUAUGAAAUAAUUUGGGUUGGAUUGAGGGCUGAGAUGAAGUUCAGCAACUGUAACAUUACUUUUGUAUAAUCCUUUUGACAUUUGUUUUUUUUUCGUCUUCCAUGUCACAUGACAUUUAAGAAACAAUCAAAAGAUUAAUGUAAAUAACCACAUUCAUUUCAAAUUUUGGGAGAUGAAGGUUUUAACUAUUUAAUGUAAUAGCUUUGAAUUCAUAUAUUUAUUUGUUGCCCACACGUUUGUAGUUUAGUUGCGUCCCUUAUUUCAGAUUGUUCCCUAACUUAUUUUAAAUUUAAAUAUUUUCUCCCCCCUUAUUAUCCUUUACAAAAAUUAAGAAAUCAUCUCAUAUCUGAAAGCUGAAUUUUUUUUCUGUUGGGAUUAAAAUCUUGAUUCUAUUAAGUACCAGUAUAGUUAAUAGAUACUAAUUUACAAUUCUUUAACUUUAAAUUAAUGCUUUCAAUUUCAAUAGUUGUAACCAAGGCAAGGUGAACAGGGAGUUUUCUGGGGGAAAUUAAGAUGUUGGUAAAAAUUUUCUUUAACAUUCUGAUAUACAACCAUUCCUUUGUUUCUCAAAUCUGGGGCCUUAUGUCUCUUUGUUAUCCUGUAAAAAAUGUUUUGUAUGGAAAAAUAGCAUCUGUAUCAUGGAUAUUGAUGAUUACCUCUGUGCUCUUUUGUGUUAUGUCAAAGCCACAAUGCCACCUAUUUCAAAUGUAAAACCAAUUUGAAUUUUUGUGCAUUUCUUUUAUAAAAUGUAGUAGCCAUAGCACCUUUUUAAAAAAAAAAUUAUAAAUGAAAGCUGCAGAAUAUUUAUGGCUUUAUUGUUUUUUACAAUUAUAAGAAUUAUUUUAUAAAUAAUACAUUACAUGCAUGACUUUAAUUUAUUGUGCCAUUUUUUACUCAGAAGUUUGGAGGGUGUCUUUAAGUUUAAAAAGUUUUGAAAUAUUGAUUAAUUAUUAUGUUCUUGUAUUUUUAUUAUUUGUACCGCUCAUCAAUCUAACUGAUAAAAACUUUUCAUUGGUGUGUUUUUUUAUUUAAUUCAAAC
Lymnaea stagnalis (great pond snail) is the source of this 25370-nucleotide messenger RNA. NCBI's taxonomy places the organism in Eukaryota, Metazoa, Mollusca, Gastropoda, Lymnaeidae. The record is from the annotation of a GenBank genome assembly.